AAAACAAACGCCAGUGCCCCGUGUGCACACUGAGUCCAGCACCAAUCUGUGCGGCGUCCUCGCGGCUGGCUGUCUCCCGCAGCACACGAUGAACUUUUAUGGAGGGGGCGGGGAGUGCAGAACCACAUGCAAGCGAAACCCAACAUCCUUCUCCUCCUCAGUGUCAUGUCAAAAGCCAGAUAAGAGCCAAAGAGGAGGCUGGGCGAGGAGUGCGCCACGCAGCCGCUCGGAGAACCACCCUCCGGCUCAUUCCGGAGCGGGUCACGCCUGGGCACCACCGCAGCGUCUCUCCCCCCACAGGACCCACCGCGCGAAAGUGUGCUGAAUUACGUACUGGCAUAGGUGCCAAGAUACUUUCUGACUGCUUUCUUGGACUCGAGGACCUGGAGAAGCACUUGGCUCCUGAGUCUCCAGAGUACCACAGGGGCGGUGCAGGGACCUGCCUGCAUCCGUUCUUUCUCAUGAACCACCACGCUCAAUGACCUUAGAAGGUCACUUCCAUUUUCCUCAAGUACCACACCUCUGUUUCUGAGACGAGAGUUCUUCAUUCUCCACUUAGCAAGGUCAUGGAGGAUCUAGAGGAAACAUUAUUUGAAGAAUUUGAGAACUAUUCUUAUGCCCUGGAAUAUUACUCCCCAGAGGCUGAUUUGGAGGAGAAAGUCCACCUGGGAAUUGCUCACUGGGCCUCCCUGGUGCUAUACUGCUUAGCAUUUGUGCUGGGCAUCCCAGGAAAUGCCAUCGUCAUUUGGUUCACGGGAUUCAAGUGGAAGAAGACAGUCACCACUCUCUGGUUCCUCAACCUGGCCAUUGCGGAUUUCAUCUUUCUUCUCUUCUUGCCCCUGUACAUCUCCUAUGUGGCUAUGAAUUUCCACUGGCCCUUUGGCAUCUGGUUGUGCAAAGCCAAUUCCUUCAUUGCCCAGUUGAACAUGUUUGCCAGUGUGUUUUUCCUGACGGUGAUCAGCCUGGACCGCUAUAUCCACUUGAUCCAUCCUGUCUUAUCUCAUCGGAACCGAACCCCAAGGAACGCCCUGAUUGUUAUUAUAUUCGUUUGGCUUUUGGCUUCACUAAUGGGUAGUCCUGCCCUCUACUUCCGGGACACUCUGGAGUUUGAUAAUCACACUCUUUGCUAUAACAAUUUCCACGAGCACGACCCUGACCUCAUUGAGAUGAGGCACCACGUUCUGACCUGGGUGAAAGUAAUCAUUGGCUACCUCUUCCCUUUGCUGACAAUGAGCAUUUGCUACUUGUGUCUCAUCUUGAAGGUGAAGAAGCGAAGUAUCGUGAUCUCCAGUAAGCAUUUCUGGACCAUCCUGGCUGUGGUCACGGCCUUUUUGAUUUGCUGGACUCCUUAUCAUCUGUUUAGCAUUUGGGAGCUCACGAUUCACCACAAUGGCUCCUUCCACCAGGUGCUGCAGGCUGGAAUCCCCCUCUCCACCAGCUUGGCGUUCCUCAACAGUUGCUUGAACCCCAUCCUUUAUGUCCUAAUUAGCAAGAAGUUCCAAGUGCACUUUCGGGCCUCGGUUGCUGAGAUUCUCAAGAACACCCUGUGGGAGGUGAGCUGCUCUGGCACAGUGAGCGAACAGCUCAGGAGCUCUGAGACCAAGCAUGCACAUCUCCUGGAGACAGCCCAGUGAAUUGUUCCUCUCCCACAGAUCAGUAGAAGGCGCUUGUGUGGGUCCCCGUACACACAGUUUCAGCUUAUCCGGUUGCAAGAUACAAGACCUUAUCUUUUUGUUGUUUUUGGUCAGUUUAUCGGCAUCACACUUUUGUGUGAAUAUAAAACUUAGGAAGGAUCUUCAUUGUUUUCCCUGCAACUUACAUUAUCUGUGUCAUUCUUGCUAAUCAUACUAUAGUGGAUUAAUCAACACAUUAUUUUUUCAAUUUUAAUAAUUUUUUAAAAGUCCCAAAUCUUAAAUAUAUGACUAAUUUCAAAAAAUGUUAAAAUGUUUGCUUAAGAUCCUUUCAUUUUCAACAAGUAACCUAUCAGACAUAUUCUUAAAGUGCAACAUAUGUACUCAAUUCCUUUAUUUCAUGUAAUCUGUGUACAUACAUUUAUGAAUUAAAGCAAUAGUUGGUUAUAGUAGUUUAAAACAUUGUUUCAGUUAACUAUUAAUGCUUAGUUACCUGCCCCAAGAUCUAGUUACUUAAAACAAGAAUUUAUUGUUAGACUUCACAAUUCCGAGGUCAGAAAUUCAAGCAGGGCACAGAAGGGAGGGUGGUCUCUCUGCUUCACGAUGUCUGGAGUGUCAGGGGGACUGGGGUGACCUCAAGGGCUACAGUCUGAACAGCUGGGGACCAGCUGAGCAGCACUCUCCCCUCCUCUCCCCCUUCCUUCUCCUCCUCUCCUUCUCUCCUCUUUACUUUCCUCUUCUUUCUCCACACAGGUACUCUGGCAUGGCCCCUCAGGGUGGCCAGACUUCUUAGAUGGCAACUUAGGGCUCCCAGAGACCAAGGUGGACAUUUCUAGUCCUCUGAAAGGCUAUGCCAGACCCUGGCACAGUGUCACUUCCACCAUAUUCUGUUGGUCAAAGCAGUCACAGGUCAGCUCAGAUUCAAGGGGAGGGGACAUGAACCCCAGUUCUCGAUGGGGACAUACUCCCAUCUCUAAUCCCCCACGGUAUCAUUAUAAAUAGAAAUGUUCUUGGAAAAUUUUGGGUAAGUGCAAGUAUGUGUAAGAUGGCUAUAAAAAUGAAACAUUGACAUCCAGAUAGUAGGUAGGUCAGCCCAAUCUUAGAAUGAUUUGAGAAAAAGCAAGCAUGUAUGACAUUGAUGUAUUUCCAGCUUCUGUUCCUGUAACUAUGGACACCAGUAUAAGACCAGUAAAGUACACCUUUAAGUCAGUGACCUCUUCAUGGUGCAAAUCUGUUGCAUUUUAGACUGUAAAGCAUUUGACCCCUAUUCAUUUCUCCCUUUACCAAAUAGAUGAGCACCUAAGAGGUACACAGAACCAUAGGAGAGAGAUGCCAAAACGCUUGGGGUAUUUACAUGUUAGACAGUGAGUCACACCCACACAAAAAGGAUUCUAGAACAAAGGGACAGUAAUAAGUGCCAAGAGAGAGCCAGGAAAAGUGCAGGUUGUUCAGAAAGGGAGAUGGCAUGCAGUUGGAGGUGAAGAAACACUGUGAAUUUGUGUCCUGCCUCCGGGGUUCCCUAAGGCCCCUGCUCCUGCCCCCCGUCUCCUCUGGGACCCUUGUAUGCAUUCAAACUCUGCUAUCACUGUAAUUUUUAAAACAUAUUUAAUUUUCUACAAUUUCUCAAUUUUAUUUAGAAAGUUGUGAGGGGAGCCAUGUUAUUUUUUGAAUCGGUAUCCUUUUUUAUUUCAUCUCCUAGUUUUUGGAAAUGCUAAAAUCAGAUCAUUUAUUGGCUAUGUUCUUUACUGUUAGCCCCAUGCAACAACUAGACCUGGUUUUGGGAAUUAUUCCAAGAAAAUGGGUGGCAUAGCUCAGCAUAUCCCAAACUUCUGUCAUUCCCAAACUUUAUGGUUUCUGCCAAAUCCAGGACGGGGUAGAGAAGGCAGGAGAAAGGAUCAUCGUGAGUUUCUGGCUUCUGAACAGCCCUUGAAUGUGCCCCCUCCACCAGCAGGGUUCGAGAUGUUCCACUCUGUGUUCCCGUUGGCCCUUGUUUCCCAGAAUCAAGAGAAAAGCUGGAGGAUCCAUGACAGAGGUUCCGUGGGCUCAUCCUUAGUUUGGGCAAAGGGGGAGACUCUCAAGGCUGACAGAGAAGGAGGAAGGCUGAGGAGCAGGAAGAGGAGGAAGCCACCAAGGGCAGGAGGAAAUGACAGAGCAGGUGGUGUUCCAGAAGCUGCACCUCAGGGCGGCGCUCGCUUCCUGGCCUCUGUGGGUCAGGGAGCAGGUGGAGCUGCUUUUCUCAUUCCACUCAGCAGGCACAGCAUCCUGGCCUGUGAGUUUUCAAGGGCCGAUGAAAAUAUUUGACUUCUUAAAAAAUAUUAUUGGCUCUAAAAUACAAGAAGGAAGCCUGAAAAGUCACAAUUAAUAAAUACUUAAUUACAUGCCUACAAAAUAUGCCUUUAUAUCAGUUAAUCAAAUGAAGUAUUUUGUAAUUAUAUAAAAACUCAUAUACUUAUAUAAUAUGGGAUUUCAAUAUGUUUCCAUGUUUGAUAUGAGGACUGGGGCUUCCAAAAAAGAAAAAUGCCUUAAGGUCUAGAAAGGUCUUAGAGGAACUCUGAAUUCAUUUGAGAAUCCAAUGAAAGUAAUGGGUCCUUACCCCAGAAAAAUGCUUUUAAACAAUACUUCAGGGAGUCUUUAGACCCCAGACUAAGAAUUCCAGUUUCAGUGCCUUUUAACACAGCUGAUAGUGGGCAUGUAACAGGAACCCACCAGGAGAAAGUAGCAGCUGGUGCGGGCAACCUCCCAGCAGAGAGUGGAGUAAAUGUUUCUCAGCUUCAAGGAAGGGCUUGGCAACAGCAAGCCUCGCCCAGCAGCUGGAGUCUCCAGCGGUGUAAGGACCCAGAGCAGGAUGAUGACUGAAAGGACAGAGGGGAUGGAGAGGGGACGGGCAAGAGGGACGGGGGAGGAAGCGAGGGAGGGGAGUGAGGAUCCCCAGGUUCCCAGUGCCCGGGCCAGCCUCAGGGAGACAGAUGUGUCUCCUCCUCAAUAGGAGGCAGCUCUUCCAAACAAAGGGCAAGCCCCAGGGCUCCCGAGGCAGGGUACCUGGAUUUCAAUCACGGCCCCACUAGCUCUCAGGCCUGUGGCUUUGGUAAAUUAAUUCACAUUUCUAUACCUGUCUUCCCUGUCUGCAAAAUGCCUAUAGCAAUAGUAGCACCUGCCACAUAGGGUCACCGUGAAAACUAAAUGAGCCGAUGCAGGUAAAGCACUUAUACAGCGGCGCUUAGCCCUACAAAUACCUGAUAGAUGUCACCCAGCAUUACUCAGUGAAACUGCCAGCACCUUCUGACCCAGGACCACUCAGUAAAUGGGAGAUCCCUCCCUCCUCUUGAAUGAACGUGGCAUCUCAUAGGAAGAACAAGGGAACGACACUAAAAACGAGUUUAUAAGUGCUAUAAAGAGUUACAGGCUGGUAGGCUGCAAGGGGCAAGAAGGAGCAGAAUCAAAGUCUUCUCGAAAGAGGCAUGUGAACUGCAUCUUGAAGAAUGGCCACAAUUUUACCAAGUGCCGCUGGGAAGAGGCUGUUUCAGGUAGGUGGCACAGCGAGAGCAAAUGUUCAGAGGUUGGAAAACACUGGCUGUGUUCACAAGAGUCCAGUCUCAUUUGUGCCAUGGGGACAAAGCGAGGACAGAAGACUCACAAGUUAGUGCCAGGCUGAAUAGUACUCCAGUUCUUCAGUAUUCUCCCACAUGGCAGUGCCGCUUUUUAGGGUGCAGUCAGAAGUCUAGGGACAUUUCCCUCUGAUUUUUACUUUACUGAAUGCCAUUCAAGCCAAUGACAUUCCAAAUAACAGAUUCUUAUUGGGGACGUUUCCCGAAUGCAACUCUUAUCAUCCAUGCAGAGCAGCUAACGGGAGAAUGCCUGUCAAUCAGUCUCAAUUUCCAUUUUAAGUCUACCCCUUACGUGACAUUACCUUCUCUCAUUUAUUGAGGGCAUGAAGCAAGGGUCACAUUGAAGGAACAGGAUUUAAUUUUCUAAAGGCAGGGAUGAAAAACUUUCCCAUUUGAUUGCCAGCACAUUGUCCAGCCUAUGAAGAGCUGGGUCCUAGUUCCUCCUCUCACUCACUAGGUAAACACCCGGGCAAGUCGUCUUGCAGAGUCGUUUCCUCAUCUGCACAUGGCGAGGACAGCGUCUGCUUUGUUCAUCUCACAGACUUAUAGUGGGGGCAAAUCAGACAACGGGUAUGAGGCAUAUAUUGUUUUACUUUUUUAUUUUAAGGACAGUAAUUGCCAGUGCCAAAUUGCAUUUGUUUGGAAAAAUAUACAUAAAUGCAUCUUUAAACACUAAUGCAACUCUUUGUAUUUGUGUCUGCCUAUAAGCAUAUCUUUUCAUAGUAAUAGUCAAUGAAAAAUCAAGAGUUUUUCAAUUUGCUAUAGUCUCCAUUACU
Molecule: messenger RNA, 6012 nt
Organism: Equus caballus (horse)
Lineage: Eukaryota; Metazoa; Chordata; Mammalia; Perissodactyla; Equidae
Gene: CMKLR2
Product: chemerin chemokine-like receptor 2
Biological process (GO): complement receptor mediated signaling pathway; phospholipase C-activating G protein-coupled receptor signaling pathway; positive regulation of cytosolic calcium ion concentration
Cellular component (GO): plasma membrane
Molecular function (GO): G protein-coupled receptor activity; complement receptor activity
Source: RefSeq, a predicted model, not a curated record